ACUUGAUAUGUCAAUUGUCAAAUCAGCAUCUAAGAAGGUGGUUGCGAAGGUGGUGUUACAACUUAAAAUGCUAAUGCAGUAAAUUGAAAUUUCAAUAAUUUUACUUGAAAACAUCUGCAUGAUAAUGGGACGUUCACGCUCUAGAAGUAAAUCUCCGCGGCGUCAUCAUAAAAGCAAUAAACAUUCGAGGAAGAAAAGUCGUUCAAAAGACAGAUCGUCCUCUCGCAGUAGGAGUACGAAACACGCCGAAAAGUCAAGAGAACGGAGUUCAAAAUCACGAAAAAGGUCACAUUCUGUGUCUUCAGCAUCAUCCACUGAUGGCUCAUAUGAUGGUAGCAGGAGUAGAAAGAAAUCCAAAUGCCGUAAUAAAAUGGAUGAAGUUGACCGCCUAGCAGAAAUGGAAAGGCAAAGGCGUAUAAGAGAAGCGGAACAAAAAGUAGUUGAGGAAGAAGCUGCUAAAAGAAUAGAACUUCUUGUUAAGAAAAGAGUAGAGGAGGAAUUAGAAAAACGAAAGGAAGAAAUAGAAAGAGAAGUAGCUAAAAGGGUUGAAGAGGCUAAAAGAAAAAUGGAACAUGAGAUGAUGCAAGAACUAGAAAAACAACGGGAACAACAGAAACGAGAGGAAAUUGCUCGACAGGUUGAAGAGGAACGUAAAAGGAAAGAGUUGGAGGAUAUCAUGGCUGAAAAUAAUAAAAAGAUUGAGGAAGCUCAACGCAAGCUGGCGGAAGAAAGGUUGGCUAUGAUAGAAGAACAAAGGAAGAUGGACGAAGAGAGACAAAAGUUGAAAAAGGAACAAGAGAAACGAGUAAAAGAGGAACAAAAGAAAAUUUUAGGCAAAAACAACUCCAGACCCAAACUAUCAUUCUCCUUGAAACCACUUUGAUAGGUGAUGGCUGUUUACUGGAGUAUAAAUUCAGAUACUUUCCAUGUAGGUCUCUGUGCAUUUAUAAGUGUUAAAUUUCAUUUUUUACUUGGUUUUGUCUUGUUUCAUAUAUUCCUUGGAUACUUGUAAAUAUACUAUUAAGUAUCAUAGUACAUAGAAUAUCUUGGAUU
Pieris rapae (cabbage white) is the source of this 1053-nucleotide messenger RNA. It is a transcript of the gene Arglu1, whose product is annotated as UPF0430 protein CG31712. The transcript is spliced from 5 exons. The record is from RefSeq and is a predicted model, not a curated record. Lineage: Eukaryota; Metazoa; Arthropoda; Insecta; Lepidoptera; Pieridae. Gene Ontology annotation, molecular function: cadherin binding. The coding region runs from base 119 to 883 and encodes 254 amino acids. Gene Ontology annotation, cellular component: mitochondrion; nucleoplasm.